CGCCACGAUGCCCAUGUAUAAGGAUGAGGUCGAUCCGUCACUGCAGGCCCUUGAGUCCCGCCAAGAGGAGAUCUUGAAACGUUUGUAUGAAUUGAAAGCAGCUGUGGACGGGCUCUCGAAGAUGAUUCAGACCCCGGAUGCUGACUUUGACGCGACAAACAUCAUCCAGGCAGAGGAACAUGCUCCGUUAAGUGCCAACGCGGCUGCCCUGGAUAGCUUACUUGGAAAGGACUAUGGUGCGCUGAAGGAUAUUGUGAUCAACGCAAACCCCUCGCUACCUCCGCUGUCCCUGUUGGUCCUCCACAGCCUGCUGUGUGAGCGCUACAAGAUAUUGUCUGCUGUCCACACACACUCGUCGGUGAAGCAUGUGCCAGAACACCUCCUGAAAUGCUUUGGGGAGCAGACGAAGAAGCAAUCGCGUCACCAGUAUCAGUUGGGCUUUACGCUAAUUUGGAAAGAUGUACUGAAGCCCCAGAUGAAAUUCAGCGUUCAAACCAUGUGUCCCAUAGAAGGAGAAGGGAACAUCGCCAGAUUCUUGUUCUCUUUGCUCGGCCAAAAGCACAAUGCUGUGACAGCCACUCUGAUUGAUAGCUGGGUCGAUACAUCCAUCUUCCAGCUGAAAGAAGGGAGCGGCAAAGAGAGGGCCGCGGUUCUGCGAUCCAUGAACACAGCCCUCGGCAAGACAUCCUGGCUGGUGGGAAGUGAACUUACCGUCGCGGACGUUGUGGCCUGGUGUGCGCUGCGGCAGACAGAAAGCACCAACGCUGUCCCCGCCAACGUGCAGAAAUGGCUCAAGUCUUGUGAGAAUCUGGCACCUUUCAACUCUGUUCUCAGGCUGCUAAAAUAA
This is a messenger RNA of Euleptes europaea (tarantolino), 847 nucleotides long. It is a transcript of the gene AIMP2, whose product is annotated as aminoacyl tRNA synthetase complex interacting multifunctional protein 2. Lineage: Eukaryota; Metazoa; Chordata; Lepidosauria; Squamata; Sphaerodactylidae. The coding region runs from base 8 to 847 and encodes 279 amino acids. Gene Ontology annotation, cellular component: aminoacyl-tRNA synthetase multienzyme complex. The transcript is spliced from 4 exons. The record is from RefSeq and is a predicted model, not a curated record.